CUUAAUAGCAGGAACAGAGUAGAGAACGGAGAUAGUAAAGAAGAAGCAAAUGGCUACCGUUGGCGUUAAUAGUAACGACGAGAGAAGGAAGAAAACGGAGGUAGCGAGGCAGCAUAUAGAAGAGAUACGGAGUCGAAAAUUCUCGAUAGGGCAGAAAUCCCUGAACCCAUUAACUCAAGAUCUCCACAACGCGGUUACCAGUCUCUCCAAAGAGCUCUACACCAAAGACGUUCACUUUCUAAUGGAGCUCAUCCAGAAUGCAGAAGACAAUGAGUACCUAGCGGGAGUAGAACCCACACUGGAGCUUGUUCUAACAAGGUCGGAUAUAAUUGGGUUGGGUGCCUCUGCAACGCUGUUGGUGUUCAACAACGAGGUUGGUUUUUCUAAGGAGAACAUUGACUCCCUUUGCAGCAUUGGUAGAUCCACUAAGAAGGGUCAGAGACACCAAGGCUUCAUCGGGGAAAAAGGAAUCGGGUUCAAGAGUGUGUUUCUUGUCAGUGGGCAGCCACACAUUUUUAGCAACGGCUACCAAAUUAGGUUCGAUGAAGCUCCUAAUCGCGAUUGUGGUAUUGGCUACAUUGUCCCAGAGUGGGUCUCCAGAAUGCCAACUAUUUCAGAUCUACAAGCCAUCUACGGGCCUAUCAAAACCCUUCCAGCUACCACAAUUAUUCUCCCGCUAAAGUUUGAGAAACUGGAAACCGUGAAGAAACAUCUCUCAGAGAUCCACCCGGAAGUCCUCCUCUUUUUGCAAAAGAUCAAGAGGUUGUCAGUACGUGAAAACAGGUGUUCAUCUUUAGAGGAUUCAGUUUCUGCAAUUUCCAUUUCCGGUGAGACUAAUCUCAUUUCCACGCAGAAUCAAGGAACAGAUUCGCGCAUUGUCCAUCUUUCUGUUCAGGAGGGCUUAGCCAUGGGUGAGGCCACAUGCCGCUAUUACAUUUAUAGACAACGCUUCCCUGUGAAACCUGAGAAUGUGGUGGAUUCUAGAAAGGAUUUAAAUGAAUGGGCUAUAUCUGUGGCUUUUGCGUUUGGAGAUAGACUAACGAGAGGGACUUCUUCUGUUGGUGUCUUUGCCUUCCUGCCUACUGCGAUGGUGACUAACUUUCCCUUCAUAGUGCAUGCAGAUUUCAUUCUUUCAUCUUCGAGAGAAUCAAUAAAGUUGGAUAACAAGUGA
Molecule: messenger RNA, 1171 nt
Organism: Rhododendron vialii
Lineage: Eukaryota; Viridiplantae; Streptophyta; Magnoliopsida; Ericales; Ericaceae
Product: protein NO VEIN-like
Exons: 3
Coding region: 50-1171 (373 amino acids)
Source: RefSeq, a predicted model, not a curated record